AUGGCACAGUGGGGUUCCGCCACUUCGCCUCCAGCGGGACGCGUCAAGUCACCCGGGAUUAAAUCACCCAAGAGGAGAGCCGUAUUGUCUCCGCCGUCGUCCGGUGGCCAAGUGGGCUCCGGCAGCGACGAUGCGCAACCGACUUUCGUGUACAAGGCUGAGGGUCUCGCCGGAGCCGUGAGCGCCGUGGGCGUCGUGGGCCGAGCGCUGCUGCACGAACGCCGCAAGCGCAUGACGCGCGCCAAACUCGCCUUCAUCCUGGCCGUUCCCACGCUCUGUCUGCCGAUUCCGCUCUACUACAGCACGAAGAACAUCGGUGUCGUCAUCUUCUGCUCGAUGGUGUUCGCGGCAGCUUUGGAAGUGACGCAUCUCGACCAGCGCAUUGCACUCAGCGCGCUCCGGAUGGUGGGCACCAGUUAUAGCAGGAUAAUGCUGGUCUUGAUGGGCGUUACCAUGUUCCUGUCUAUGUGGAUUCCCAACACCGCGGCCACCUCCAUCGUGUGCCCCAUCGUGCUCACCGUCACCGACUUCAUGAAGGGCUCCGUGUCAUCCUCGGCGAAAAAAGUGCUUCUCGUGCUCAGUGAAUUCCCAAAGCGGUCUUUGUACCUCGACACCCAUCUGUCGGGGCAAGACGAGUCCGCGCAAAAAGUGCUCACCGAAUCCACCCUUCUACGCGUGCGCAAUGUGCUGCUGCUGUCCGUCGCGUACGCCUCCAACAUAGGUGGCACGGGCACCUUGAUCGGCACGCCGCCCAACAUAAUAAUGGUCGGCAUCAUAGACAGUGAGGAAGGGUACGAGUCCAAAAAGGUCGAUGAGGACCGGAUCAUGAAGGAGGUCGUCAAGCGCUGCGAAGAGCUCGGCCACAUCACGAUGAUCAAGUCGUCGGUGCCUAUGGUGGUGGUGAUGACCAUGCUGUUCAUCGUCCCCAGAGAGAGCAAUGUGUUCGGACAGACCGAACAGGGCAUCAUCAGCUGGGAAGAGGUGUGCAGCCGCGUCAACUGGGGCACCAUCCUACUCGUCUGCGGCGGCAUGACCAUCGCUGACGCCUCCACGAGGUCGGGCCUAUCGGACCUCAUGGUGAUAAGCCUGGAGUACAUGGACUCGGUGCCCGAUUGGAUCAUGAUGAUGUUGCUGUGCCUCUUGGCCUCGGUGCUGACCGAAUUGACGAGCAGCUCGGCCAUCUGCAAGCUCAUGCUGCCGGUGGUGCUCGAGAACGCGGGGCACCGGCGCGUCAACCCGCUCUACUUCGGCAUCCCGACGACCAUCGGGUGUUCCUUCGCGUUCAUGCUGCCUGCCUCGACGCCGCCCAACGCCAUAGUCUACCACAUGGGACAGAUGACUCCUGGCGACAUGGCUGGACCGGGAUUCGUCAUGAACAUUAUCUGCGUGUCCUUGGAGAUCGCCGCCAUCAACACCUGGGGCUACUACGUGUUCAAGGUCGACGACUACCCCCAGUGGGCAUGGGCCAAAUUCGGCCAGGAGCUCUGA
Rhipicephalus sanguineus (brown dog tick) is the source of this 1488-nucleotide messenger RNA. Its product is annotated as solute carrier family 13 member 5. The transcript is spliced from 10 exons. Gene Ontology annotation, biological process: citrate transport; monoatomic anion transmembrane transport. The coding region runs from base 1 to 1488 and encodes 495 amino acids. Gene Ontology annotation, molecular function: succinate transmembrane transporter activity; citrate transmembrane transporter activity. Gene Ontology annotation, cellular component: membrane. Lineage: Eukaryota; Metazoa; Arthropoda; Arachnida; Ixodida; Ixodidae. The record is from RefSeq and is a predicted model, not a curated record.